Cuscuta europaea is the source of this 1839-nucleotide messenger RNA. Lineage: Eukaryota; Viridiplantae; Streptophyta; Magnoliopsida; Solanales; Convolvulaceae. The record is from the annotation of a GenBank genome assembly.
UUUUGCAAAUAAACUUGCCAGGGCGGGAGUAUGAUUCAACCUUAUGGGACGUGAAUGAAAGGGUGGCGUUGAUUUUGCAGGGCAUUUCAUCUGAUGCCCGUGCUUUGUUAAACACAACGAACUGUGCGAUGAAGAUGUAAAAGAAAUAUUCUCUCUUUUCAACAUUAUUAUUAUUAUAUUCCCACAGAAGAAUUUGUUCUGCAUUACCGGCCAUUUGCUGCACUGUUCAUUUAUUUAUUUGUUUAUUUAUUAAAACGACGAGUAUGAGAUUGGCUCUACAAUGACAAAAAAUGCCCUUGAGGCUGGCCGAAUGACGAUGAGCAGCAGCCAGAAACAAGUUGAGGUUUCCUUUGAAGAUUCAAAUCCGCAGAAAUGGCGAGUUCCACUCAAGGAAGACAGUUUUCGCAGCUUCAUGGAGAAGGAAAAAAACAACGCAACCGCGCAGAAGGUUUUUGCCCGAGGUUCUCUUUUCAGCCCUUUUUUGUUUGGGAAAUUCUUCGACCCUUCUGAUGCUUUCCCACUGUGGGAGUUCGAGGCUGAUCUUCUGUUGGCAACACUUCGCUCUUCAAAUCAUCACUGCAACGUUGAUUGGCUCCAAUCCGAUGCCGAUUUUACACUAAAAGCUGAACUACCAGGAGUAGGGAGCAGUGGCGUUCAGAUCUGUAUUGAAAACCGAAAAGUCUUGGAAAUCAGGGGAGUGUGGAGGGAGCAGCAAAGAGAAGGUGGAGGGAGCGACUGGAAAAGCAGCAGCCAUUGGUGGGAACAUGGAUUCGUACGGAGGAUUGAACUCCCUGAAAAUGCAGAUUGGAGGAAAACAGAGGCUAACAUGAAUAACGACCCUAUGUUCUUACAGAUAAGCAUUCCAAAGGCUGCUGCUCCGAACCCUUAAAUGUCUCCAGCAAGCAACAAUGAAGCAAAAGACUCCGAAAAUGCUUUACUGAUUCCAGAUAAAGGAGUACUAUCACAGAAGUAUGUAUAUAUUCCUGUUUGGCAACCCCAACUAAACGGUUUGACUAUAAAUAAAAUAAUGUAAUCAAUACUAGCUACUUACUCUAGUUCCCUAACAAUCAAUUAUAGUAACUCUUAUGUUUUCAAUCAAGAGAACAAAGACUUAUAUCCAUGUUGACAACACAAAAGGAAGCAUUAACUGCUCCCCACUCCUGCCCCCAUCUUAUAUAUAAGUUAUGCUUGUUUAUUUUUAAGUCUAGUGUAAAGCGUAUUUGUCAGUAAUGGUAUGAUGAGAACUUUUUAAGUUCCAAACCCAAAGAUGAAAACUUAACUGUAAGCAUUACAUUUGACGGUGGAAAUUCACCAUGAGAGAUCGUGGAACGGUCCAGACAAAUUGGAGACAAGCCAUAUGGAAUGUUGAAUGGCCAAGGAUCCGGACCAGGUGAAUUAGGCUGAGCUGUAUCGUCCAAUUGUUGAUGUAUAGGUGGCAUUGCAGAUGGGAUGACAUGUAUGAUGUAAAAACCAAAAGGGUGGACAUAUGGACUUUUUGAGAGAUGCUUCAUAGUUCAUACUUGGAACGAGAAAUGGAAGCAGGCUAUAUGAUUGAUGUAGAUGGUCUGUUCUCGAGUUGUAAGUCGCUGAGCCUGUGUUAUUUAGUCUUGUCUAGCUCGAUGUAAGAGUAAAAUGUCAAGUGCAGAAGCUAGAGUCCGAUCGGAAGUUGGAACCCCUCUCCAAGUGCUCAGACGUGCUAUAUUUAUUAUUUAAUGUUGCAAAAUACCUUAGCAAAUGUCAAUACUUUCAACGGAAGGCAGUGACGUCAAAACUAUGAUCAUCUCUCUUGCUUGUUCUAUGUUUAAAACUGUCUAAAUAGAAGUUAUGAUCCACUUUCAA